AUGUCCAGUGAAGUACCCAAACCACGUGUUAAGAAAAUCGUGCUCUACGCUUGUCAAUUCGAGAUCAGCGCAAGGGCUGCCCGUGAACUCUUCAACCAGUAUCUUGAAAAUGAAAUCAAUUAUCUCGGCAUCCGAGGUUGGGCUCAAGAGAUCGAAGAUGGAUGUAUCAAGGGUCGGUUGGAGGGAGAGUUAUCCAAGAUUGAUAAGCUCAAGACUGUAUUAAGAAACUCGCCGCAAUUUGGUUCAAAAAUUAUUACCAACGUGUUCGGCGAAAUGAAACAAAUCAACAAAUAUACUAGCGAAAAAUUCGAAAUAAUGUGUUGA
Rhagoletis zephyria (snowberry fruit fly) is the source of this 324-nucleotide messenger RNA. Its product is annotated as acylphosphatase-2-like. Gene Ontology annotation, molecular function: acylphosphatase activity. Lineage: Eukaryota; Metazoa; Arthropoda; Insecta; Diptera; Tephritidae. The record is from RefSeq and is a predicted model, not a curated record.